Molecule: messenger RNA, 8792 nt
Organism: Oxyura jamaicensis (ruddy duck)
Lineage: Eukaryota; Metazoa; Chordata; Aves; Anseriformes; Anatidae
Gene: CELF2
Product: CUGBP Elav-like family member 2
Exons: 13
Coding region: 482-2059 (525 amino acids)
Biological process (GO): mRNA splice site recognition; regulation of alternative mRNA splicing, via spliceosome
Cellular component (GO): nucleus; cytoplasm; ribonucleoprotein complex
Molecular function (GO): mRNA 3'-UTR binding
Source: RefSeq, a predicted model, not a curated record
GGGGGGAUAAGAGGGCAGCGUCCCUGAGGCGCCGGCCAGCUCCUGCUCCGCCGCCCCUUUCAAACUUUGCCCGUGGGCACAGGGGGAGCCUCAGGAGAGCCCCGGGGACCCUGGGCAGGGCAGCGGGGCUCUGCUAGGCCUCUCCCCGGGGCUGCGGGCCCCGCCGGGGCCUCGGGGGUUAACCGGGGAGCUGCGGCGGGGAGGUGGCUCCGCCUCCCCGCUCAGCACCUGGCGCUCCACCGACACUUGCCUCAGCAGUCGAUUUCGGAGGGGAUUGGCGGAAAAAAAAAAAAAAAAAAAAAAAAAAAAAAACACCGAGAGAGGGGGAGAGAAAUGUGACAACUGCCGGGGCUGGCGGCUGCCGCGGGGAGGCCUCCGCACCUGUGCCUGCCUCUCCGCCGCCCGGCGCAGUUGUGGGAUCCGGCGAGCCCCCGCCACAUCCUUCCCUCCACGACCGCCGCGGCGAGCCCCGGAGCCCAGCAUGACUUCUUCGUUCAAGCUGGAUUUCCUUCCGGAGAUGAUGGUCGACGGCCGCUUGCUGGUCUCUGACAGAAUUAACGGCACAGCUAACAAGAUGAAUGGAGCUUUGGAUCAUUCAGACCAACCAGACCCAGAUGCCAUUAAGAUGUUUGUUGGACAGAUUCCCCGUUCAUGGUCGGAAAAAGAGUUAAAAGAACUUUUUGAGCCUUACGGAGCUGUCUACCAGAUUAAUGUUCUCCGAGACAGAAGUCAGAACCCUCCCCAAAGUAAAGGUUGUUGUUUCGUAACAUUUUAUACAAGAAAAGCUGCUCUUGAGGCACAGAAUGCACUGCACAAUAUUAAAACUUUACCUGGGAUGCAUCAUCCUAUUCAGAUGAAACCCGCAGACAGUGAAAAGUCCAAUGCUGUGGAAGACAGAAAAUUGUUCAUAGGAAUGGUUUCGAAGAAGUGUAAUGAGAAUGAUAUCAGGGUGAUGUUUUCUCCGUUCGGCCAGAUAGAAGAAUGCCGAAUCCUUCGGGGACCUGAUGGGCUGAGCAGAGGCUGUGCGUUUGUCACAUUUUCUACAAGGGCAAUGGCACAGAAUGCAAUCAAAGCCAUGCACCAGUCUCAGACCAUGGAGGGCUGCUCUUCGCCAAUCGUGGUGAAGUUUGCUGACACCCAAAAGGACAAGGAGCAGCGGCGUUUGCAGCAGCAGUUGGCACAGCAGAUGCAACAGCUCAAUACUGCCACUUGGGGAAACCUCACAGGUCUUGGAGGACUCACACCACAAUAUCUAGCUCUUCUGCAGCAAGCAACUUCCUCCAGUAACUUGGGUGCCUUCAGCGGCAUUCAGCAAAUGGCCGGCAUGAACGCUUUACAAUUACAGAAUUUGGCAACUUUAGCAGCUGCAGCAGCCGCCGCCCAAACCUCAGCUACCACCACCAAUGCAAAUCCUCUCUCCACAACGACUGGUGCUCUGGGAGCCCUCACAAGUCCUGUGGCUGCAUCAACUGCUAAUUCCACAGCUGGUGCGGCCAUGAAUUCUUUGACUUCUCUGGGUACUCUCCAAGGACUGGCUGGAGCCACUGUUGGACUGAAUAAUAUUAAUGCACUAGCAGGUACCGUAAACAUUGCUCAAAUGCUCUCAGGUAUGGCGGCCCUGAACGGAGGACUCGGCGCAACAGGCUUGACGAACGGUACGGCCGGCACAAUGGACGCACUCACCCAGGCCUACUCAGGAAUCCAGCAGUACGCUGCGGCCGCGCUGCCCACCUUGUACAGCCAGAGCUUGUUGCAGCAACAAAGCGCCGCGGGCAGCCAGAAGGAAGGUCCAGAAGGGGCAAACCUCUUUAUUUACCACCUCCCCCAGGAGUUUGGAGACCAGGACAUUCUGCAGAUGUUCAUGCCUUUUGGAAAUGUUAUCUCUGCUAAAGUCUUCAUUGACAAACAGACCAAUCUGAGCAAGUGCUUUGGUUUUGUUAGCUAUGACAAUCCAGUCUCUGCACAAGCUGCUAUCCAGGCUAUGAACGGCUUUCAGAUUGGCAUGAAACGCUUGAAGGUUCAGCUGAAACGCUCCAAAAAUGACAGCAAACCUUACUGAUCUUAACCCCAGAUGCUUACUGCUCUUAUUUUAGCUUUCUUAGGGUAAGUCCCAUGAGCAAACCUGUCCUCUGCAGGGGGGUUAAGAGAGAACAUAUAGCCAACCUUCACCAAGAGACAGUUAUUUUUACAGUUACCACUUCCAUUUCCCCACUUGUCCUUACUACACUUGGCUCCCAUUUCCUUGCCAAGUAAUUACUGAGUUGUGUUACUGUAUUUUGUUUUGCAGCAUAAUUUAUCUCCUUUUUAAUAAAUAAAUGUCUUGAAAUUCAAAGCAACACACACACACACACACACACACACAAAAAAAAAAAAAAAAUGUGCAAUUUAACUCUGUGAACCCUGGUGCCAUUAGCACACAAUAAAAGUUGUUUUCUAUGGUUGGAUCCUAUUUUACCAGGGUGGCACCAGCAGUUUAUAGGUUAAAGAAAAUGGCCUCAUGCCAGUUAAAGCACUUAUUUUGCAACAAGAAAAUUGAAACAAGUCUUUCCACUACAUCAACGUGUUUUUUGAGAAGAUUUGAUUUUUUUUUUCAGUUCAAAACAAUGUGUUGUUAUAUAUUAGUCUGAUUUUACACUGGUCGUCUUUAUAUUUCACUUUUUUUUAGUUCUUGUUUUUUUGGAAAGGAUUAAUGUAAAAAAGAUUUAGAGAUCUGUUUCUAAAGCUACAGGGUUUAAAAUAAAAAUAAAAUAAAAUAAAAUGAGUGACAAUACUUGAUGUUUCUUGAGAGAUAAAUUUAAUAAUAAUAAAAAAAGAAAGCCACAGGCCUGUAAAUUUUAUUUGUAAAAAGCAUUUCUAUUUUUAUACAAAAUUUUUACUGCCUCAGAAAUAAUGGAAGUUAUUUAUUGCCUAUUGUUAACUUAUUGGAUACCUAAAGAGCAGCUCUCUAUGCUAGCUAGAUCCUUUGAAGUAGUCUCUAGAGUAAUUGUGCCAAGAAUGGGCGCUUUUUCACUGUUGAACCCUACACCCUUUACAGUUCAUGCUUUUAUCCUCUUGUUUGUAUUUGUCUGGUUAUUUUGUUCGUAGUUUCCAUUACCUAGUUUAAAGUUCAGUUGUCUGACCUUUUUUUCCCUCCCCGUACCUUUAUGUUACAUUUGUAGAAACUGGUUCUUUCCUCUCUUUUCUCCCCAAAGACGAAUCCAUUCUCUCUGACUCCUUUCAGAUGGAUUCUUUUGGGGUUCCAUUGUGCUGUUGUUGACAAGUAUUGUAAGUUAAUGCAAAUUAUGUGAACAGCUCAUAGACUCUACUGACAAAAGAUUUGCAUUAGUUUUCUCCUGCACCCAUAAAAGUGAUUUUGUUUGUGCUGCAUAGAUUCUAUGUAACUUUUUUCCUCUUCCUUGUUUUUUCCCUAGACAUCUCCAUGCCCGUUAGCCCAUCGUUUGCCUAGCAUGUCCCUGUGGCGUCUCAAAAAAAAAAAAAAAAAAAAAAAGUUUCAUCGUCCCGUCAUUGUUUCUGAUGUCUUUCUGACCUCACAUCAUAUUUGGUUCUCCUACUGACCUUUGAUCUAGUUUGACCUUUGAAAUUUGCAUGUGACCUCAUCUAGCUAUGAAUUCUGGGAAGUCAAUGUGAAAAAACAUUGCUGCAUUCAUGCAAGACUGAAAUUUAUUAUUAGAUAAAUUAAUGAUAGGAUUUAAAAACAACCUGUGGCAAAAUGUUUUUUCUUUCUUUCCUUUUUUGGUUUUCUUUUUUCCUUUGUUCUAUUUUUUUUUUCAUUUCGUAAAAAAAAAAAUAAAAAAAAAAAACAGACUUGAAAGUAUUAUACAGGGAUUGGCAUUCUGCCUGGUCACUGGUGACAAUAGCAAUAUGUGUCCAGAGGCACAGAAUGUUGGUUUCUAACAGACUACUUCCAAAACAGUUUGAGAAAUAAAACUGUCUGAUUUUAAGUCUCUAGAGGUCUGUAAUAGUUUUUACAUUUUUCAGGCAGUGUAAAGUUUUUUGAUAAGGCCAUUUUAGGUGGCUCACUUUCUCAUUAAAGUAUAUAUAUAGAACCACUUUUUGUAGAUUAGUAUAAGAAAAUAUUUACCCUGUUUUAGGGCAAAUGCUACCUACUUGUGUCACCUUUUGCUGAACUGACUCACAGUUAGACAAUCCAUGGUUUAAUGCACAUGAAAUUACCUAUAUUUUAUACUGUUUCAAUGUACAGAAGAAAGGUUACUGUAAAAUGUGUUACGUUGGUGCUUCUGUGAAUUAAGUUGUGGUUUCAUCAUGAGUCUUAUGGUCUUAAGUGUUCUAUGUUUAUAAAGACAAGUUUAAAAUUGGUUUACUUGAAGAACAAGAACAUAAACAAGAUUCUAAAAAAAAAGAAAAAAAAAAAGUUGUUUGCUUAAAAAAAAUGAAUUUCAUGUGAAAAAUUAAAAAAUAUUCCAGAAUAAGUUUGUGUUGGCUUGUGACGCAUUGAUGUCAUUUUUUUAUUGUGAACAAUUUAGAUGUGUUUGUGUUCAGCAAAAUGUGAUCGGUUUUUCUUUUAAAGAAAAAAAAAUCAGUGAAACUAUAGUGCCAAAUUCCAAAGGUACUUUCUUCCUAGAGCUUCAGUGUGUUUCUUGUGUGAAGUAAUUUGAUAACAUGGGUAUUUUAUUAUGUGUUUUGUAUAAAUCCCUAAUAUUUAAAGAAAAAGAGGUUAAAAAGUUUGUUAACUUGCUAUCCUGUGGUCUUGUUGCCUGAAAUUGUUAUUGUUUGUUAUUUCUCUUUGAUGUUUUUUGUAAAACAUUGUAUAAGUGCCCAUGUUUCACUUUUUUAACCACUCUGCACACAUCAAUGCUGUGAAAGCAAACCUCACAAUGUAUUUUCUUCAUAUUGUAUGGAAACCUCUAAGGUGAGAAAGUUUUGAACUUUUAACCCUUUCCACCCAGAGCUGUCUUGAGUGUUAAUACCUUUUAUACAUUCACCAUUUUGCUGUUUAUUUUUAUAUAUAUAUCUAUAUCUAUAAAUAUAUAUAUACUUAGUUUUUUGUGGUUUAUUUAAUACAUGGUUGAAAUCAGAACAAUGCACAGGGCAGAUCUGAAGGACAAAAAUAUUUUACUGCUGUCUAAAUUUCUUCUGUAUCUAUAACUAAAAUUAUUUAAAACAGUAAUUAACUUGUGGUUUUCCUUUUUAGAUUUUGGGGAUUUUGUCUUUUCUUAAAGAGCUUUUAAUAUGCUGCUGGAAUAUGCUAUUCAGUAUUAAUAAAAUAAAAGAAAAAUAAAACAAUUCUUUAAUUAUCUAUUGUGUGAACCACUCCCAGAAAGGAGUGGUAAAUCCACCAUUUGAAAAUCGUGAGGAGAAAAAAAAAAUAUUUUUGUAAUUUAAAUAAAUGAACUUUUGCUUAAAUCAGAUGCACUAGAUCUUCCUGGGUGAAAAUUCAGCGUGCACUGCAGUUAAACUACUUUUUAUGGAUAAAGUUUACAUACACUGUAAUGUUUGGUGUUAUCUGCCAUUAUCUGUAACGGCAAUAUAUUGGCUUACUCCUGCAGACACUCGUAUAGAGAGGAGUAACUUUACUCAUACAAGUAGUCCAUGGGAAUACGUAUGUGACUGAUGUGGGUGUUUGCUGGAGGAAGCUGUGUGUAAGGAACCAGAAAAGAGAUGCUGGUAGCCCUUUCACUGCCUUGUAAGUCUGAUUAGAUCGCGUUUCUACCGCACAUGUAGUGACCAACAACCAAAUUUGGUUCUUUGCUACCGGUAUAGCAAAUUCAUUGCCAAUCCAAUGUGUGUGAGCAGCAGUACCUGCUACUGAUGAUAAAGUGCCAUACCUUCUUCCUAUUUCUGAUUAUAUUCGAAGCCACCUAAAAUUAAAAAUGAAGCCCUAUAUGAACAACAUCAGCUGGUGCACUCUUGUCUCUCAUCCCCAACUUAAAUGCUUCUUUAUGUAGAGCCCUGGGAUGGAAAGGACUAGCCUCUAGUGAUGCAAAAAAGUUUCCUUCUUAUAGCACAUGCACUUAUAAAUAAUUGAUCUAUACUUUUCUCACGUUUUUACUACUGCUGGGGCCUUCCUACACCCUUUGAGGGCUAUUUUGUACUACUUGCAGCAAUUUUGCAUAUUCAAAGUAUCAUCUCACGUACGUUAUAUUAUAUAUAUGUACAUAUAUAUAUAAUAUGAUAUCAUCAUUUGGAUUGUUUAGACUGUUUCACUAAUUUAUCCUCAUUGUACCCACCUUACAAAUUUCCAAAGCUUUUUUAGAUGCCCUAGUGUGUCCUGCGGGAUUACCAGUCCAGUGAGAGCGGUGAUGUCUUUGGUCAUCGGGCAGUGUAAUUUGGUAUCGGCCGCAGACCCGUGCGGUUGCCCCAAAUUACACUACACGAGACAUUUGGCUUUGCAGUGGGAGAAGAGGAACAGUUCAGGAUUUCCAGGCAACUGAGAUGGGUCCAUCUUGAAAUUUAUUUUUUAAAUCAAAUAUAAAAAUGAAAACCCAAACAUACACCUCCUUGGAGACAAAUUAUAUACCAGUUCUCUUUCAAAAUAUUGAAAGGAAAAAGCUGCAAGGGUGCAAGGGCCUAAUAAGAGAGGAAGAAAAACAAGGGAAAUUGCUUUACAAAAUUCUAAUCAAAAGACUAGACUAGUUGCUUUUUUUCAAACAAAUUAGCUAAUUGUGAUGAAAUGGCAGUCCUCAAAGGAGUAACAAGUUCAUCUUUCUUUCACCAUAGGGGUUACAGUUCCUUGGCUUGUGCUACUCUGGAAUCAUUUUACUGUUUCUGUUUUUAUUAUCUUAAGUGCUAAUUAACGAAAGGAAAAAAUAUCCUGUAGUUUCAUUACCUUUUUGGAUAAUGUCAUACAAAAAAAAAAAAGAAAAAGAAAAAAAAAAAGAAAAAAAAAGAAAAAAAACUAUGUAUUUGUGUUUUUUUUGUGCUGUGAGAAUUGUUGUUUGUAGAUUAAUAAUACUAUCAUUUUGUUUAGAAUUACAAACUAGUUUUUAAGUAUUGUCUGAGAAAAGCCAAAGUUAAUGCAAUCUAGUGGAAACUGUAAGACCAUUUGAGUAUUGUUUCUGUUUUAUUGAUGCAUUUGGAUUUUGUUGUUCGAUGGAAUUUGAGCCAAAAAAAAAAAAAAAAGAACAAGAAAAAAAAAAAAAAAAAAAGCAGGCUUUCCUAUUUCUACAACCUGACUGUACUUACGCAUUUUGUACCAGUGGAACUUUUUAUACUGGAGAUUAAAAACAAAUGGAAAUUUUUGUGGCUUACUCUUGUGGGCCCCCUCGAUCAUGACUGAUUUUCAAGUUUGAUUUCUGGAUGGUAGAAAGAGAGUUGGUUUUGUUUAGAGAAUUAAAAACUUUGGCUUGAUUUCUUUUUUUCCCUUUGCUUAUAUCUAGUGUUUAGAAUUUUGUCUUAACAAAAGCGGUAAGUUUCACUUUUUAUUCUGUAUCGUGCAGUUACACAAUAAGGUAAUUAGAAUUAGGAGUACUCGGUCACUUUGCGUGGAUAAAUGUAUUAGUUAAAACGUUAGGGGUUUGCUUUUUUGCUGUUUAGAUCAGAGUUUUUUCUGACUCUUCUGUCCUCAUUGUGAACAUAACCGUGUAGUUGAAACAGUCAGACUUAUUUUUGUAACGUAUGUUAUUGUGUGAUGCAGUUUUUUGCUUCUGUCUCCAAUAUUAAACCAUUUUCCUAAUACUUGUCUCUCUACUUUGUGUCUUGUAUUGUUGGUGGUCAUUAUGUGUUGGUAAUACAUCUACACACCUCACUGUUCCACGUUCCUGUUUUUUUUUUUUUUUUUUUUUUCUCUAUUUGUUGGUUGUGUACAAAAGAUACAGUCGAUUCCACCUAAGUGAAUAUCUGAUUGGGGGGCAAAAGAGGAUUUGUGCAUUUUAGACAUGUUACGGUUUCUUUGAUAUUUUUUUCUCUCUCCCUCCCCCUAGUCAUGCCUUAUCACUUGGAUAAUCUGUCUGGGCAGGAAGCAUUUUAAAUGAGUUUCCUGCAAAGUCAUAUGGAAGAUAGCUUUUGUUAGUCUUCUAACUGCAAAAGCUUAUGCACACAAACACACAGAGAAAUCAGAAGCCAUGUGAAAAGAUUUUUGCUGACAUUUCAGUCAGUCUGCAAAACGCGGAUUAUGGUGAUCAAUUCUUCCUAGUCGUUCAAAAAAUACUCUGCCGCUACUUCGCAGAAGCGUAUGAAACAUUCAAGAAAAUAUAGCCUUGGGAUUUCUUCCAGACUGCACAGUAAUAUGAUGGCAUAUGGUGUUAGUCAAACUCCUUAGAAACUAAUCACAGCCUAACUAGGGCUAUGAGAGCCUGCAAAAGCCUACCAGGUAAACGAGCUUGUUACGUGCAGUUAUACAUACAAUAAUUUAAAAAUAAAAUCCAAGUGAGCACAGGGAGAUCCUAUUAAAGCCAGUGGAAGAAUUAAAAAAGAGGAAAAAAAAGUAAGAAAAUAAAAGGAAACACGAAAAAGAAUCCCCUGUUGUUCAAAUGGGUGGUAUUUUGCUGUGGGUUUACAAAGCAGAUCGUUCUCAGCACUGGCUAAUAGUAUUACACAAAUCUCAAAAGGGACAAAAGAAAUACCAUAGCACUAUUUUUUUUAUUAUUUUUUUUUCCUAGAGUUGGCUUUUAGCUUUUUUGUUUUAUUUUUCCAUUUCCUAUUUUUUUUUUCCUCACAAGAAUCUCUCUGCUCUCCCCCGUAUCUACCACAAUGAACCAAAAGCCGCAAAAGAAAAAUAUCUAUGUUGUUCUGGUUUACAAAAGUCUCUUCUCUCCUCUGUCUGAUCACAGAUGCAAAGCUUACAAUUUGGAGAGGGGAAAACAAAACCAACAAAGCCAAAAACCAAACAAACA